AUGCUCCUCUCCUCCGUGCAAGAAGUCAAAAAGAUCUACUCGGCUUUGACUUCCUUACCCGAGACUGCAUUCGGAGAAGAAGGCAAACACAUCCAAGAACUUUGCCCACGCCUUGCAGAGCAGUACGAUGAUUCCGACCCCGGAAUUCUAGUCGCUCUCAUCACAAUGAACUAUCUAGUCCUAGAAGCCGGAGAAUCACUCUACAUUCCCGCCGAUGGAAUCCACGCAUAUCUCGCCGGCGACAUCAUCGAGUGUAUGGCUCGUAGUAACAAUGUCCUCAACACCGGCUUCUGUCCUCGAGCAGACAGAAAUAACAUAGAACUCUUCAUCUCCUGCCUAACCUUCACGCCACACUCCGCGGGAGAAAGUAUGCUUCGUCCGAAAACCUAUCCAAGAAGUUUAAAAGGAAAAUCAAUCCUCUACGCCCCGCCACUAAGUGAGUUUGAUAUGCUACAAACAUCGCUCGAAGCCGGCGAGAAGGAAAUCUUGAAAGGUUUUGAAGGACCUGCUGUCUUUGUUGCUACGAAGGGAAAUGCUGCUUUGAAGGCGAAUGGAAAGGUGUAUAAUGUUAGAGAGGGGAGCGUGUUUUUCGUUGCACAUGGGACGGAGUUGGAAUUGGAAAGUCUGGAGGGAGGGUUUUUGAUGCAUACUGCUUUUGUUGAGGGUGGUACUGAAUAA
Messenger RNA from Ramularia collo-cygni, 678 nucleotides. Its product is annotated as related to mannose-6-phosphate isomerase. The record is from RefSeq and is a predicted model, not a curated record. NCBI's taxonomy places the organism in Eukaryota, Fungi, Ascomycota, Dothideomycetes, Mycosphaerellales, Mycosphaerellaceae. Gene Ontology annotation, cellular component: cytosol. The transcript is spliced from 2 exons. Gene Ontology annotation, molecular function: mannose-6-phosphate isomerase activity. The coding region runs from base 1 to 678 and encodes 225 amino acids. Gene Ontology annotation, biological process: GDP-mannose biosynthetic process.